UGGUAAAUGUACAGUUCUUUCAAUACCUUCAGAUAGCCCUCUUCGUCGGAAGUAGGCAUCCAUUGUGUUAGUAGGACCAAACAAUAUUGGGAAUAAUCUGGCGGGUGUGUAGUCGAGACCGAACAGGGAGUAACCAAUCAUUUUUUGGGGAGCGACAACUUCCGAUCUGCGCUGGAGAACUGAGUUUUGUUGUGUGAUCUGAUCAACAGGAUCAAACCAGGCAUCAUCAAGAGGGUGAACAGACUCUCCACACCGAUUGCUGGACUGGACAAUGUUAUAGUCUUCCUCAGACUAAAAGAGGCACAGCUCUUUCGCUCAGGAGACCUCCAAGACACAUCCGCUAGAGUCAAUGUCAAGUGCUGAUCACCAUAUACUGGCUAGGUAGGAAGGCACAAUGCGAGCCCUUCUAUAAUGGACCUAACUUAAGACUCAAGGCCUUCGAAGGACUACUGGACAUAGCAGCGCUAUCCAAGGCACUUAAGGAAUCAUCCGGCCAGAGAGCCAGCAGCAGCAGCAGAAGAUUUAGAGAAGAGACAGUGGUUUCAGAGACAGCUGGUAUAGUGGGAGAGGGGAUAUAUUACCUAUACUGAGAGGAGAAGGACACGGGGUUCUAGACCACACAGCAGAUCCCUGACAACACGCUCAAAGCAGCAGUGAGGGGUUGUGAGAGUGUCGCGGAGACGGACUCAGUCUUCAGGAUGGCGGCAGACAGUAACAAGGAUUCACUGCACUACCGCCGCUCGCUGGUCAUCGAGCCUAAAACGACCACGCAGUUCAACCAGUUCCUGCCCACCAAGGACAAGCCAGCGGCCUAUGUGCCAGCGCCGCUCCGCAAGAAGCGGGCCGAGCGCCACGAGGACAGCCGCCGGAGCUGGGCCAGCCCCAUGUACACGGAGGAAGAUGGCACCUUUACCAGACUGCUCCAAAAGCGCGCCGUUGCUAACGACGGGAGCAAAUCAAUGACAGACCUUGCAGUGGAGCAGGCAGCACUGAAGCAGGUAUGCCACGAGGAACUACAGAAGAUCAGAGAGCAGGUCAAGGAGAAUGAGGACCAGUGGCAGGAUGACCUCACCAAGUGGAAGAACCGUCGCAAGAGCGUCAACUCUGAUAUUGUGAAGAAGAAAGAGGAGAGGGAGCAGAUUGAGCAGACCACAGAGAGCAGCGGAGGAGGGAGCGGUGGUUUCCCGAGGUCCACCCGGAGCUCCAUCGGCAGUCGUCUCAACUCCCUCGCCGCCCUGGACCAGGACGUGUUUGAAGACUCCUCUCCGGUCCUCCAAACCCGUACUCUCCCCCCCAGGAGCUACACCAUCGACUAUCCCUACACCCCCGUUGAGCGCCCCAGUCCCACACCCCCCUCCGUGCCCCACCCGAGAGAGAAGGACCCCGUCCCCACCACGGCAACCGACAGGGCCUACUCACCCUCCAGGGGUGACAUGAGCAACAGUAGUGACCGUCCCUCCGGUUCAGGUAGCGACAUCACAAACAACACUACCACCAUCGGUCGUACCUCCAACUACAACCGCUACGUUCCGACACCCUCGGAGAGAGCACCGACCCCCUCGGAGAGAGCCCCGACCCCAUCGGAGAGAACCCCGACCCCCUCGGAGAGAGCCUCGACCCCCUUGGAGAGAGCCCCAAGCCCGGCCUUGCGGUACACCAGCGCAGCCAAGAUGGAAGAGACCUCCAGCACCACCACCACCCCCAGCUUCCUCGCAAAACUACCCGAGCCCAGGCGCCCGUGGGCAGGCAAGGUGGCUGAAGAAGUGACCACUUCCACUGGUGGUGGUUCUCUGUACAAAGUACAGCCACUGUACAACUCGGUGGCAAUGGAGCAAAAGCCUGUGCCUCCCAGUGUGUCUCGGGUUUCUGCCUCUCUCCCCAGGAGCUACAUGAAAUCGGAUAGUGCUCGCCUCACCUCUGUCAUCACGCCACGGCCCUUCGGGAGCCAGUCCACCUGCGUCGCAUCGCUGCCACGCGCCUACACCAAAAGUGUGAACGGCGAGAUGGAUGUCACCCAGAAGUCGUCGGCCCCCAGCCGCUAUAGCCAGGUUAUGACCUCCGAGGAUGAGGCACGUUCCCACUCCAACUCUGCCAACAGCAGUGGAGGAGAGGAAGAGGAGGAGGAAGAAGAAAAGAGAGAGAGGGUAAGGGGAGUGAACCCUACACGGGUCCCUACCCUGGCCCCCUCUCCUGUCCCUCCUCAGGCCAGGAGUCCUUUCACUGCACUCCAGCCCCCGAAAGUGGCCUCCUCAGCCCCGGUCAGUCCUGUACCUGCAAAGGACACAAACAAGGAGAGCUACGCUGACAUGCGGAUCAGUCUCAACCAGAAGCCCAACAGCAGUCGAGACUUUGGCUUCCAGACUGAGUGGGACUCCACUGGAGCACACGUCACCUCCAUCCAACCAGGCAGCCCAGCGGAGCUGUGCCAACUGCAGGUGGGAGACGAGGUGCUGGCGGUGAGCGGGCACAGGGUGGCAGAGAUGAGCUACGGCGAGUGGAAGAGCAGCACAGAGCAGGCCCUGCAGCAGGGCAGCCUCACCAUGGACAUACGUCGCCACGGCAGGAACAACUGGGACAGAGACCUACCUUCCCUGCCGUGCAAAAGCCAUAAGACCAUCAAUCUGACCAGUAUGAAUCAUCAUCCAACACUUAUAGGUUCCCCCAACACAGCCACGGUUAACUCAACCACCAGCUUGGCUUUCACAUCUCAGGGAUCCAUAGAAACCACCAAGGAAAUCGCCAUCCAACAAAUCACUGAUGUGGCAUCCAUUGGAGUGAAUGGAGGUUCCCGUGACAAGACGGUGACCGUGAAAAACAAAGAGUCUGUAGAACCCAUAUCUUUGAAAAACUUAAAACGGAGGUCAGAGUUUUUUGAACAAGGAGGAUCAGAUUCUGCGAUAUCAGAUAUGCCCGUUCCCUCCAUCGCUCCCUCUAACCACUGGUCCUGGGACCUGGAGGAGGAGCGCCGGAGGCAGGAGAAGUGGCAGAAAGAGCAGGAGCGACUUCUACAGGAAAAAUACAGUCGUGACCAGGAGAAACUGGAGGAGGAGUGGCGUCGAGCCCAGCAGGAUGCUGUGACUGACGGGGGCAGACAGCACCAAGAAGAGCCGAGCAGCAAGAGUAUCAGCCUACCCUGCCCUCUCCGCCAGCCCAUCCUGCCCUGGGAGGACCAGGAGGAAGAGAGGAUGAGGAGGAGGGAAGAGGAGGAGGCACAGCGAAGACAGGAGGAGAAGAGGAGAAUGGAGGAUGAGCAGCGAUGGCAGGAGGAGAGGAUGAGAACAGAGGAGCGAGAUCUGCUGCGUCUUCAGAUGGAGAAGAAGAGGGAGGAGCAAAAGGAGGAGGAGAGGAGACAGAGGAAAGAGGAGGAGCUGAGAUGGCAAAGGAGGAAGGAGGAAGAGAGGGAGGAGGAGAGGAGGCACCAGAAGGCUGCUAAUCAACAACACAUGGAGAAUGCCAGAAUGCAGGAACAGCAGCAAUGGGUGGGGGACUCCUGUGGCUAUGCCAAGGUCCAGCCUGAGAUAUCAAUGGCAGACAGGGCAAAAUCCAAAUCUACUCCAGAGCUAGAUGACGUGGAGAAACCAGAGACUAAAAGCUGGUAUGGCCGCUCGGGGGGCAUGGCCCAGAAGUUACUGGAGGAGGAGUUGAGACGUAAAGCAGACAAAAAGGCCCAGAGUCUCCAGGCCGCGUCCGAGCUGGAGUUGGAGAGGAGAAACAUCCUGAAUGCCAUGCGAUACAGAGAGCCAGAAAGAGUGACUAGCAGCGGUGGGCUGGACGAGGCAUCGUGGAGGAAUGGCCAGCAGAGCCAGUCCCAGGCAGAGCUAGAGAGGCAGCAGAUCCUGCAGGAGAUGAAGAAGAAGACCCAACUGACCACAGACAACAGCUGGAUCCGCCAGGGAAAUACCACCAGCAAGGACCCCACUGCCAGCCUCAUCUGCAGAGGUGAGUCUCUGGACAACCUGGACACUGCGCCCCGCUCUUCUUGGCGCUCAUCGUGGUCAACCUCGUCCAUCGGUGGUGGCGGUGGUGGCAACAGCGGCAGAGGGGUCGGUGGUCGUCCCGGCUCAGCCACCCUGCCCUCCUCCCUCUCCAUGAGCUCCCUCAGAGGGGCCGGGGGGAGCAACCCGUCUUCCCGGUCCCAAUGCUCGCCAUCGCCAUCUCCCUCCCCCACUCCUCCUUCUGGCCUCGAAAUCGAUUCACGCCCAUCAUCGCAGCAACGCAGCAGGUCAGUGAGUGGCAAGAAAGUCUGUACGUUCUGUGACACGGUCCUGGGCAAGGGAGCCGCCAUGAUCAUCGAGUCCCUGGGACUCUGUUAUCAUUUGACCUGUUUCAAGUGCAUUGACUGCAAGUCCGACCUGGGAGGAUCGGAGGCCGGAGCUGAGGUCAGAAUACGGAGCCGACAGCUCUACUGUAACACUUGCUACACGCGAUUCAAAACUGGACAGCCAACCUCCAUGUGACAUCGCUGUACUACAGCAGAUUCAGGAAGAGACCAUUCCUGACAACAACCCAUGAACACUGCAAUCACGACAACAAGACGUAACACUUUGCUAGAUGACAAGUUUAGAUGUAUUAAUGAGUAUUGUGAUUCUGCAAAAAGCCCUUAUUCUUCAAUGAACUACUAUCUUAUUACUUCUUAUUACUGUAUCCAUGAGAGGGUGAGAUUGACAAAAAAAAGUUAACAUGUUUAUCUCAAAGUAUUAUUAUUAUUACCAAUUGCUUGUACAAAUUUUGAGGGAUGUGCAUGCACCUGUAAGUUUGAGAGUUUUACCUGGAAGUAGGUUUGGAAAAUUCUGAAAACUUUCUAAAAGUUCCCAGGUUUUUCAGAAAUUCCAGAUGGAGGGUUUGGGGAAUUUUGCAACGCUAGCUGGAAACAAUACUGGAAAUUGAUGUUGGUGUUGUCCAUAAGGUUAUUGAUCCUGAUUCCUUCAUAUUUCAGAAAGUUUUUGUGCUCGGCCAAGGGAAGCCUGCGUUUUCUUCUCCUUUGGGGCUCCUUUUCGUCUGUGCCUUUUUUGUUUGUGAUGGUGGGAAGAUUAUUUAGAUUAAAUGGAUUCAAAAGAUAUUUAAAACAAUGGCAUGGUUGGUUACAGAGAGUGAGCAAUUAUUGGGGAGUUGUUGUUCUUUCUCAUUAAUAGAAUGAAUCUUAUACAUUUGAGAUGUUAAGAUAAUUUUUGCCAGAGAAACAAUAUAUAAUAUAUGGGAUUGAGGCAAAUGUUGUUCAAUAACAUUUGUAAAUAAAAAUUGUGAUCCAGA
Oncorhynchus keta (chum salmon) is the source of this 5250-nucleotide messenger RNA. It is a transcript of the gene lmo7a, whose product is annotated as LIM domain 7a. The record is from RefSeq and is a predicted model, not a curated record. Gene Ontology annotation, molecular function: protein binding. The transcript has 29 exons. Bases 699 to 4457 code for a protein of 1252 amino acids. Gene Ontology annotation, biological process: regulation of signaling; regulation of cell adhesion. NCBI's taxonomy places the organism in Eukaryota, Metazoa, Chordata, Actinopteri, Salmoniformes, Salmonidae.